AAGAAUAUAUCAUUGUUUUAGAAAAUGGAAUGUAUAAUGAAUUGCGUCGUCAGGAAUAUCACACAAAUUAUUUUUUAAAAAAUUUUACAAAAUGGACGAGUGGAAAUAAAAAAAUUGAUACUUUUAUUCAAAAAAUGCAAUUAACAGAUAAUAGACAAAAUAGUAAUAUAUGUGAGUGGAUACCAUACAAUCAGUUUGUUAAUAUUAAAGAAAUAGAAAAAAAUGAUUUACUUAUAAUACAUUCAGCUAUAUGGAAUGAUAAUCCAUUAUAUUAUAAUUCUAUUAAAGAGGAAGUGAUAAGAAAGCCUAAAAAAGUUACAUUAAUUACAUUAAAUUAUUUAAAUAAGUCACAAAAUAUGAUUGAUGAUUUUCUUAAUAAGGUUAAAGAUAUACUGAUGGUUAACAACUAUAAAGUAUAUGAUUCCUUUUAUAAGAAGUAUUAUUCAUUAAUUUGUGGAAUAUCUCAAAAUCCAGAUACAGGAAAUUAUAUCAUAGUUUCACAGGAUGAAUAUUGCGAAAAAUGCAGUAAGCAAUAUAUAGACAUACGGGAUAAGUGGUGUUUAUGUCAAAAUAAUUUAACAAAUUGGAGUGGAAAUAAAAAAAUUGAUGAACUAAUCCAAGAAGUGCAAUUAAAAAUUAAUAAAUCUGAUAUUAUAGUAGUUGAAUGGAUACCAUACAAUCAGUUUAUUAAUAUUAAAGAAACUGCAAAAGAUAAUAGCAAUGCUGCUAUUAUAUAUUCAGCAAUAUGGAAGAAUGGUCCAUUACAUACUAGUAAGGAAUGGAUAAGGAGCUCCUAUGCAAAUGUUGUAUUAAAAUCUUUAGAUAUCAAUGAAUUUUCCAGUAAGGUAUGACAAUUAUCUAUAAGUUUAAUUUAAAUACUUCAAAAUAAAUAAACAUAUAUACUUAUUAAUAUAUAUAGGUUGACAAUUAU
Molecule: messenger RNA, 931 nt
Organism: Rhizophagus irregularis DAOM 181602=DAOM 197198
Lineage: Eukaryota; Fungi; Glomeromycota; Glomeromycetes; Glomerales; Glomeraceae
Source: RefSeq, a predicted model, not a curated record